Messenger RNA from Glossina fuscipes, 3794 nucleotides. RefSeq names its product mucin-17. Bases 168 to 3794 code for a protein of 1208 amino acids. The transcript is spliced from 5 exons. Lineage: Eukaryota; Metazoa; Arthropoda; Insecta; Diptera; Glossinidae. The record is from RefSeq and is a predicted model, not a curated record.
ACCUCUCUAGUGUAUAUUUAUGGACUGGAAAAAAGUUUCAUUAAAUAACAUUUACCAGCAAAGCAGCUAUCAUUUCCUUACAUUUAACUAAAUAUCAGAAACAGAAAAAAAAAAAAAAAAAGGGAAAACGGAACUGCCAAAAACAAACUGCAAUACAACACAUCGAAAUGGAUACUGUGUACGGUACUAAAAAAUACUUUCAAAGUUUAUCUGGCGCCAGUGAUAUUUAUCGUAGUCCAACAGUAGCAGCUUGCCGAGCAGUGUCCAAUGACUUCACUUAUCAGAAUACACUCGGACGCCGCUCCACAUUGGGUGCCUAUUAUCACAUGAAUAAACAGCCUUCAUAUACCAAUGAUCACAGUUUAAAUAGUCAAUAUGGUUAUAAUACUUGGGGUAUAUGGCGUGAAGCUCGAAAUUUGGCGCCAUCAACAUAUUCGGCAAAAGCUUAUCCUAACUAUCAAAAAACCAAAUCAUUUUCCAUCAUCUUAACUACCGCCGCAUUUAUAGUACUAUUAGCUGUCAUAACCAUAGCGGCAUUGGCAUUUUACUUCAGUUCCGUCAAAGCAGGCCUAGAUGAACCUAUUAUGGGUUUUGAAGGUUCAUUUCGUGUAGCAAAAGGUGAUUUAUUCUCAACGGGUUUAAAAUUUAAUCACACUUCAUCGUACAAACAGAAGGCUGAAUUUUACAAACGUUUUGUAGAAAGAGCGUUAGUAGAUAAUGGCUUGCAGCCUUUAAGAACAGAUAUAUGGGGUUUCGGCGAUGGACCUUUAAUUAAAGUGAAUUUCCGCAUUUUUCUGGAUGUAAGAAAAUUACCACAAAGCAUACAGAGCGUAGAGGAAUACAUCAAAGAAUCCUUCUUUUUGGAAACUACUUCAUUUAAGUCUCUCUACCGAUCAUUGCGGAUUGAUUCUGAAUCGGUUGAUAUUAAACGCAUACUCGACGAGCAAACAAUUAAACAUGCAACCAUGCUUAAAGAAUUGCCUCCCGUGCCCACCAGUCAGACGCAGCUCGAGAAACGCUUAAUGACGAAAGCAAAUAAUAACCACUCUGGAUUACUCUCGAAGGUUCCUCUUUUAAAGAACAAAUCUCGUUCACCGUCUAGACCCCAUUCAGCUGACGAAGAACCCGACGUAGAUGUGGAAAAUGCCCCUGUGAUACAGGGCUCGUUUGAGGGGUCAUUUGAAAUUACCAAAACUGAUGCGGAUAUAGCGCGUAGGAAGACCACUCCCACCAGACCACAAACAAGCGCUAGUAGUUUGCUGCCAAAGACAAUAACGCCGUAUUCGCUAAGAGUUAAACCGCGCAAACCGGGUAUAGAAAAGUUGACUACCAUUAUACCGCAGUCCCACAGUAGCGCAAAAUCUACUAAAGUUACUACCACGGAAAAAAUGUCUACUACUACGACAAAGAUGACGACCACACCUAAAACUACCGCUACUACGACUAAAACUGUAAGAACAACUACCACUACAACUCCGAAGCCUCUCGCUUUUACCACAACCACCAGCACCAGUAGUACAACGAGUAGUACAACUAGUAGUACAACUAGUAGUACGCCUAGUAGUACAAGUACUGCCGCAGCCCCUACUUCAGUUCCCGUCGCUAUUACGGAAAUUGUUUCUACUGCUGAGUAUAUAACUUAUCCUUCUCCGAUAACUUCUUCCACAACUGUGACGGUGCCAAAAUUAGAUGCAAACUUAUUUGCUUCUAUCCCUGUACUCGAUACUCAGCCAUGGAAACCAAUACAUCGUGAAGUACCAGAAUUUUUACCAGGGCCUCCGCCCACUUUUCCCACCAAGUCCUUAAUUUCUACCACAAAAGAUAUACCGCCACAAAGACGAUUAGACGAGAUGGAAUUACCGUAUUUGCCAGAUGAGCCGACACCACCUAAGCCUGAAUUUUUCGAUACUUACUCCUCUAGCUAUUUUGGAUCAUCGUUGAGAAAACCAAGUCCUAGUAAUAAGGACACAACUUCAGCUCCGGAUGUAAUGUUCUAUAACAGUUUUAGCAAUCCGGCUUUUAUGUCUGGAUCCGAAAACAUAGAACGUUUAGGUGUAGGAGCUUCUAUACAACCUCAUCCUUUACCGGUGCCUUUAAUAGAUGAAGUCGUCAUACCCCCAUUUAAGCCGUUACACCCUGAAUUGGAAGCACGGGAUAAACUACGCUUUGAUAUUGAUGUUAGCGAUGAAAAAUUCGAGCACUUGGGUGGUGGGGUUAUAGCAAAGAAACAGGAAUUACUUAAUUCGACUUUCGCUACCAAAGGCAAUAUGUUAAAAGCUAAAGAAACCGAAAGAGAGACCAUAACAAUUCCUAGCUCUACUAGUAAAGUGCUGACAUCAACGAUAGCCUUACAAUUGAAGAUAUCAGAAGCUACCACUACCGCAAAACCUAAGACGGAGACGCAAAAAACGCCUACUGCGUCGUCUGAAUUGGCCGAUAGUCUAGGAGAAUUUUUCAUGGGUUUAUUGAAUUUAACGAAAGAAGAUGGAGAAAAAAGUAAUGGUAAUAAAACAAUGAAUCGCAUAGUGGCUUUGAAUAUAGAAACUGAACAACCAGAUGAAGAACCAAAAGACAUUCUGGAAAUUGUGACUCUAAAAAAUACGAAAUCUAAUACAAAGGAUAGUCAGGAAAAUGUUGGAAAGAGCCCUACUCUUAAUAAACCGAAUUUUUUGAAUAUCAAAGAGUUGAUCUUAAAGAGAAAUCAAAUAAAUUUGGAAAGGCAACAAAAUCAGACUAAAAGUAUAAUCGCAACUACUAGUACUGCAGAGCCGAGUGAAAGCCUUACACAGAUUAUUUUACAAACUACAUCAAAACCUUUUACUAGUACAAGCGUGAGUACAUUAAAAAGCACUACUAAGCGCAUACGGAUUAAACCAGGUUACGCAAAUAAUAAGCCGCCCACGAUUUUAGACGAUUCUGUCCUUUUCCCUUCGCAUUCAAAAUGGGAGUUCGUAAACAGUUCCUCUAAUUCAAAUUUCGGUCAUACUGGGAAUAUGCGUAAAAUAUUUAAUCAAACUUUGCAAGCCUGGGUCUCCUUGGACGUAGAUAGGAGCGAAAACUUAACUUUAAAUGAUAUUAAAAGCAAAAUCAAUAAUGCCACUAAUAUUCAGGAUAUUUCAUUAAUAUUUGAUACGUUGGCAUCGAAGCUGGGAAUAACACCCAGCAUACCUAACAAGGUGCCACCUUUUUCGCAUAACAAGUUGAAGCAGACAUUGAAAAAUGACACACGUUUAAAAGCGAACACAACGACAACAAGAAUAACAAUAGCAGCGAAUAAAACGCCUACGUUAACGACUACAACAAGCCCGACAAUUACAACUACCACCUCUAGAACCACGACACCGAUCUUUACUACUCCUAGUACUUCAACGUUACGUUACGAAGAAGUAUUUUAUAACGAAAAACGCGAACCUGAUUAUGUUAAACCUUUAUUGGUGGAAGACACAUCAGCUGAAGUUAUCGGGGCUGCUAUUCCCGUAGUAGGAGAAGCAGAAGUCGAGGUUAUCGAUCCUAACAAAUAUGAAGAGAUGUUACGUUCAUCACAGUUUGCUGACGUUUCUACAACCGAAAUUUUGCCUAAACUAGUAACUCUAUUACCCGUACGUUCAAAUUCGGGCAUCAGAACAUACAGGCCAACAUUAGAAGACACAGCACGCAAUUCUGUUGGUCUAAGCAUUAAUAAUAAAGGGGUUAAUUCUACAAGUAGCAGAAGCAGCAAUAGAAAAACCCACAAUUCUCGAAAACCGCCCUCUGAGACUGUCAUUAGAGGAGGCUUAAAAGUUAAGAUUAAGUAA